CGGGAAGCAAGCCAAUCGUAUUCCCAACGCAAACUCAGUGGCGGCAUUUUCAACUGGAUGCCUAGCUGUGUUCCGCCCUCUGGUUCCUUAGCUUUGUAUGCAGGAAACUGAUGGAGCUCGGAACUGAGCGGGUAAAACCGCUGUGGAUCUCGGUUCCUGAAAUAAGCUUUUGGUGGACAUCGGCCUCAUGAGUGGACGGCAAAGAACGCUUUUCCAGACGUGGGGCUCAAGCGUUUCCCGAUCUGUUGGGACUCCUAGUUGCAGCUCCGGAACUGAACGGCCUCAGGCCUGCUCAGAGGCGCGUUUAUCUGCCGCGGCUGCGUCUCAGCCGGAGUCGGACGAUGAUGUGUUACUAGUCGCAGUGUACGAGGCUGAGCGGCAGCUGAGUCUAGAGAAUGGCGGGUUCUGCACCUCAGCGGGUGCCCUGUGGAUCUACCCCACUAAUUACCCUGUGCGGGACUACCAGCUGCGCAUCUCCAGGACCGCUCUGUUCUGCAACACUUUGGUGUGUCUUCCUACCGGGCUGGGAAAGACCUUUAUUGCCGCGGUGGUCAUGUACAAUUUCUACCGCUGGUUUCCUUCCGGCAAGGUUGUUUUUAUGGCCCCCACGAAACCCUUGGUGACACAGCAGAUCGAGGCUUGCUACCAGGUGAUGGGUAUCCCGCAGUCCCACAUGGCCGAAAUGACAGGUUCCACUCAAGCUUUCACCAGGAAGGAAAUAUGGUGCAGUAAGAGAGUCCUUUUUCUUACACCUCAGAUCAUGGUAAAUGACCUUACUAGAGGAGCUUGUCCUGCUGCUGAUAUAAAGUGUCUGGUUGUUGAUGAAGCUCAUAAGGCUCUUGGAAACUAUGCUUAUUGUCAGGUUGUAAGAGAACUGGUCAAGUACACAAAUCACUUUAGAAUCUUGGCUCUUAGUGCCACACCAGGUAGUGAUAUGAAGGCAGUGCAACAGGUUAUUACCAACCUACUAAUUGGUCAAAUAGAGCUUCGUUCUGAAGAUUCUCCAGAUAUUUUGCCAUACUCUCAUGAAAGGCGAGUAGAAAAGCUUGUUGUUCCCCUUGGUGAAAAACUUGUUUCCAUUCAAAAGACAUAUAUCCAGAUUUUGGAAGCAUUUGCCAGUUCUUUGAUUCAGAAGAAUGUUUUGAUGAAAAGGGAUAUUCCCAAUCUAACAAAAUACCAGAUAAUUCUGGCAAGAGAUCAAUUUAGGAAAAAUCCAUCUCCAAAUAUUGUUGGAAAACAACAAGGCAUAAUUGAGGGAGAGUUUGCCAUUUGUAUUAGUUUAUAUCACGGUUAUGAAUUAUUGCAGCAAAUGGGAAUGAGAUCAUUAUAUUUCUUCCUUUGUGGAAUUAUGGAUGGAACAAAAGGAAUGACACGGGCCAAAAAUGAGCUUAGUCGAAAUGAGGACUUCAUGAAACUCUAUAAUCAUCUAGAGAGCAUAUUUGCACAUACGUGUGAUACUUCGACAGGUGACGUUUCUGCUAUCCAAAAAGGAGAUAAAGAUAGAAAGUUUUUCUAUAGUCAUCCAAAGUUAAAGAAAUUAGAAGAAGUUGUAGUUGAACACUUCAGAUCAUGGAAUGCUCAAAACAUCUCCGAAAAGAAAUUUGGUGAGACCAGAGUUAUGAUCUUCUCUUCAUUUCGAGAUAGUGUUCAAGAAAUUGCAGAAAUGUUUUUACAGCAUCAGCCAAUUAUUAGGGUAAUGACUUUUGUUGGCCAUGCUUCAGGGAAAAGCAUGAAAGGUUUUACUCAGAAGGAGCAACUGGAGGUAGUGAAGCGGUUUCGUGAUGGUGGUUACAACACAUUGGUUUCUACCUGUGUUGGUGAAGAAGGUUUGGAUAUAGGAGAAGUUGAUCUUAUAAUAUGUUUUGAUGCCCAGAAGAGCCCAAUUCGUCUUAUACAACGAAUGGGUAGAACUGGCCGUAAACGUCAAGGCAGAAUUGUUGUUAUUCUUGCUGAAGGACGAGAGGAACGUACUUACAACCAGAGUCAGUCCAACAAAAGAAAUAUUUAUAAAGCUAUUUCAGGUAAUAGACAUGUCCUUCAUUUUUACCAAAGAAGUCCACGAAUGGUUCCUGAUGGAAUCAAUCCAGAAUUACAUAAAAUGUUCAUCACACAUGGGGUGUAUAAACCAAAGAAGCCCUCUCGGAAUGUACAGCGGAACUCAUCUCUGUUUUCCUGUAGAAAUGGAAUAAGGCAAAAUACUUCAAAUAACUGGUUUUUAUCGGAGGAAGAAUUUAAGUUAUGGAACAGGGUCUAUAGAUUAAGAGACAGCGAUGAAAUUAAGGAAAUAACACUACCUGCAGUACAGUUUGUAUCUUUACAGGAUGGAGAAAACACAUCAACUCUACCAACUCUUGGGAUUCAUCAGCUCUCUCUCUCUGAAUGGAGAGUGUGGCAGGAUCAUCCUUUUCCUACACAUCAAGUUGACCAUUCAGAUCGAUGCCACCAUUUUGUAAGCAUUAUGCAAAUGAUAGAAGGAAUGAGACAUGAAGAGGAUGAAUGCAGCUAUGAAUUGGAAAUGAAAUCUUAUUUACAAAUGGAAGAUGUUAGCUUGGCAUUUAGCAUUCCCAGGAAUGACUGUAAUAAUCUUGCCAAUGAUACCUUAACUACUCACAAGAAAUCUUCAUUUAUAAAGAAUAUAAAUCAAGGCAGUUCACUUUUAAUGACAGAAUCUGAUAAGAAAUAUGCUGAAAUUUUUAAAAAAACUCACAUCAAACCUACUAAAAUUGUUUCUGCAAAUAAAAAAACUUCUAAAGAAACGAAGAAAGACUGGCCUAAUAAAGAAAAUUGUGAUGAUAUUAAUUCUUUAGAUACUGUUGAAACUAUUUUUCAGGUAGACUUAAUAAAUGGUAAAAAGACAGAUGGAAUUUCUGCCACAUGUACUAUUAAUGAAAAUGGUGUUAAUGAGCCAGGUGUCUUAGUAACAGAGGGUCAGUUUACAAAUAAAUCUAGUUCUUUUGCUGGAAGUUUUUUAGAUUCUGGUUAUAAUAGUUUUAGUGAUGAGAAAUCUCUUUCAUCUAAUUUAUUUCUUCCAUUUGAAGAAGAGCUUUAUAUAGAUAGAACAGAUGAUCAAUUUUAUAAUUGUCACUCAUUGACAAAAGAGGUACUUGCUAAUGUAGAGAGAUUUUUAUCUCAUUCUCCUCCACCUCUCAGUGGAUUCUCAGACUUGGAGUGUGAAACUGCUGAGGGUUUUACAUUUGAGAAUUUGCUCUCCCUACCCUAUGCAGAGCACAUACUAAAUCGUAAGUCCACCUCUUUGAUGUCAUGUUCAGCUAUGAAUUCUCAACAAAAAUUAGGAUUGGAUUUACUUAAACUUAUCAAUCAUUCUUCAGAAAAAAAUUGUCUCUUUGAUGCAUCUAAUGAUAAGAUUUCUAAUGAGUCAUGCUUCAGUGGCUUUGAUGAUAAAGUACAUAAAAAUAUUAAAAAUGAAAAUAUAGUGACUAACAACCAUGUUCAAAUAUACAUAGAUCCUGUGAAGAACUUAGUUGACAGAAAUAACUUUGAUAUUGUUAAAAAUGACCUUCCAGUGUUGUUAACUAAUCAGGAUGAGAGUUUAUCACUAUUUGAAGAAGGUAAUGAAGAGUUUAAUGACGUGAGCCUUUCUCCUUUGAAGAGUGAUUGCAAAUCUUUAUGUGUGUCAAAAAAACCUGUUAUAAGUGAAAUGGCUCCUAUCUCGCAGUUUUUAAUUUCUGAUGAACAUUUAUGUGAUAAUUCUCAAUCCCAAGAUCAAAUUAUUAGUGGUACUAAUAGCUGGAAAUCUCAUGAAGAUUUGAAAGAUAUCCAUGAGGAAAAACGGAAGAGUGAUCAAUAUGCUUUUCAUUGCUCUGGGGAUUUAUUUUCUAUUACCUUUGAUUUAGGAUUUUGUAGUUCAGAUUCUGAUGAUGAAAUAUCAGAACAGCCAUCAGAUACAAAUAACAGUAGACUUCAAGAUGAUAUGUCUGGAAGAAAUGUAUGUAUUAAGGAGGCAAAGGAUACACAUUAUGUCUCAAAUCAACCAAGAGAUCAUGUUGGAAAAUUUACCAGUGGAGCCAUACCUAUCCCAUCAAGUGAAGAUAUACACAGUCCAAAUUUUGUACAUUUUCCACUGACUGCAGCAAAGGGUAAAGAAUUUGUAUCUCCUGGAUUUUCUGAGUUUUCUUUGCCAGUACGAGAAAAAAUUAUGAGUACACCACUUUCUAAAAACACAUUGAGCUCACUUUCUAAGAUAAGAGAAGAUAUGCUUAAGAUGCCAGAUUCUAAUAAGGAAGAAGUAAAUCUACAACGUUUCAAAGAAACAUUGGAUUCAGUUUUUGAUGGUUCAGAAUUUUCUCCAGAAAAGGCUAAAAGCAGUGAUCAAAUUUCUCUGCAUCAAUUCUGUGAUUAUUCUGCUGAAGAUGAACCAUUACUAGUAAGCAAUGAAAGUGAAGACGAUGAAAUUUUCCUAAGAAGUAAAAAACGAAAAGGAAAUGUUUUAGAAUCACCUGAAGAUCAGAAAAAUAGUGAAGUUGAUUCUCCAAUUCAUGCUGCCAAAAAGCGCAGGUUUCUUAGAUCAGAAUUAUCAUCUAGUGAUGAGGGUGAGAAUUUUCACAGACCACAUUCACAAUUAGAAGAUUUCAAGGACUGUAACAGGAAUGCCAGAAGAGGCACCAAAGUCCAAAAGACACAGAGUCAUCUAAAGAAUAUAGCUAGGAAGUUUUUCGAUGAUGAAGCAGAACUUUCUGAAGAAGAUGCAGAAUGUGUUUCAUCAGAUGAAAAUGAUGAGUCAGAAAAUGAACAAGAUUCCUCAUUACUAGGCUUCUUAAAUGAUGAAACUCAACUUUCACAGGCUAUAAAUGAUUCUGAAAUGAGAGCUAUUUAUGUGAAAUCUUUGCGUAGUCCGUUGAUGAGCAAUAAGUACAAAAUGAUCCAUAAGAAACAUAGUAAUGUAAACAUUUUCUCACAGAUUCCUGAGCAAGAUGAAACCUAUUUAGAGGACAGUUUUUGUGUUGAUGAAGAAGAGUCUUCUAAAAGCCAGUCAAGUGGAGAAGAAGUUUGUGUUGAUUUUAACUUAAUAACUGAUGAUUGUUUUGCAAAUGGGACUAAAAAAUAUAAAACCAGACGUGCAGUAAUGCUAAAGCAAAUGAAGAUGAAACAAAAUUGUGCACGCUCAGAAAAGAAAUUAUCCAGAAUCAUUUUACCAGAUGAUUCAAGUGAAGAGGAAAACAAUGUAAAUGAUAAAAGAGAAUCUAGUGUUGUGGGUAACCCAAGCACUGUUAACAAGAAUAAACAGGAUUUGAAUUUAGAGCCUUCUGGAUCUUCAUUGCAGCUCCAAGUUCUUCAUAAUACUAUAGUAAAUCAAUCACCAAAGCAGAAACAACGGACAUCACUUAAUUCAAAGGAUACAGUUUCUGAAACAUUGGACUUCAGACCUCAGAGCCAAAAUCAAAUCAAAUCUACCUCACCACCAUGCACUACUGUUGCAUCACAGAAAGAAUGUAGAUCAUUUCCAACUCAGUUAAAGGUUUGUAGUACUUUGCAGGAUUCUAGAAUUUCAUAUGGUUUCAGUUCAAGACCACAUUUGACUGAGAUUCAUAGUUCUCUUAAAAUUCCACAGGAAGGAAAAAGAACCUGUAUUCUUGUAGACAGUCGUGAAAUCACUUCUGGUGUAGAAGUUAUUUCUUUUUUAAGAGCAAUCCAUGGGUUUCAAGUAGAGGUAUGUCCUCUUAAUGGCUGUGAUUACAUUGUGAGUAAUCGCAUGGUGGUGGAAAGGAAGUCUCAAUCUGAGAUGUUAAAUACUGUCAAUAAGAACAAGCUCAUCGAGCAGAUCCAGCACCUACAGAACAUGUUUGAAAGAAUAUGUGUGAUUGUGGAAAAAGACAGAGAAAAAACAGGAGACACAUCAAGGAUGUUCAAGAGAACAAAGAGUUAUGACAGUCUGCUGACCACCUUAAUUGGUGCUGGAAUUCGAAUUCUUUUCAGUUCCUGCCAAGAAGAAACUGCAGAUUUGCUAAAGGAAUUGUCUUUAGUGGAACAAAGAAAGAAUGUUGGUAUUCAUGUUCCAACAGUGGUAAACAGUAGUAAAUGUGAGGCACUUCAAUUUUAUUUAAGUAUUCCCAAUAUAAGUUAUAUAACUGCAUUAAAUAUGUGUCACCAAUUUACAUCUGUGCAAGAGAUGGCUAACAGCUCACCUCAAGAAAUCUCCACCUGUGCACAAGUGACUCAUCAAAAAGCUGAGGAGAUCUAUAGAUAUGUUCACUACAUAUUUGAUACGGAAAUGUUACCAAAUGAUCUUAAAGAUAGAUUGAAAUAUGAUACAUGAUCAGAGACUACUCAAGAUGAAGUUAUUGUAUUCUCACAAUUCUAAAUGCACUUCAGUAAUCAUUGCUAUGGUUUGUGCCAGUUUAAAAUAUGUAACAGAAUAUUUCCUUAUCACUUAAAGAUAUUUUGUGUACAUUUUUAUUUAUGUAGAUUACAAAUUAUUUUAAAAGAAAUUCUUUAAUGCUUAGUAAAUAUUUUGACUAGAUUAUGGAAUUAAUUUCUUUAUUUAAUAAAUCAAUGUUUUGUUACAAGUACUAUUGAGGAGAAAAUAAAAGCUGAGUGAGAUGUGUUCUGGGAUUUUCCCUGCAAGAUGUAUUGUCAUUGUUAUUUCUUAGCAUGAAUAGUAUCCAUGCCUACUGCCAACUUAGUGGUCACAAACCAUUAUUCCUAUAUAUGAACUAUAAUAUUGCCAAUAUUUUAAAUGUACUGAAUCUAAACAUAUAUAUUGAUAAGGAUUAAGUGGUAGGUGUCUUGUCAGAUCAAUAACCCAGUCACUAGGAAAGUAGAAAAUUUAGAUAGGGCAAGGGAUGGAGGGGAAGGGAAGAGGAAUCGGGGUAGGAAAGACAGUGGAAUGAGGUGGACAUCAUUAUCUUAACUAAAUGUAUGAAGACACAAAUGGUGUGGCUCUACUUUGUGUAUAAUCAGACAUGAAAAAUUGUGUCUAUAUGUGUACCAUGAAUUGAAUCACAUUCUUCUGUCAUAUAUAACAAAUUAGAAUAAAUUUAAAAUUUUUUAACUGAAUGUCACCUCCACUAAAGAUAUAUACAAGUCAAGUAUAUUCAAGUCCUAAUAAUAUGGACUCCAAACUAUUACUUUUGUUGUUGAAAUAUAUUCUAAGUGGCAUAAGAGUUUGAAUUUAGUAUUUCUUGUGUGUGUGAGGGGGGUGGAUUUCCCUAGGGAUUGAACCGAGGGCUACUUUACCACUGAGCUAAAUCCCCUACCCCCGUUAUUUUGAGACAAAUUUUCACCAAAUUGCUUAGGGAGGUUUAUCUUUAGAUUUAUAUAGAAUAGAAAAAAGCGACACUUUUUUUUCCUCCAUGUAUGUAUGGUACUAGGGAUUGAACUUAGGAACAUUCAACCACUGAGCUACAUCCCCGUAUCUUUUUAUUUAGAGACAGUAUCUCAAACUUGCAAUUCUCCUGACUCGGCCUCCCCUCCCAAGUCCAUGGGAUUACAGGUGUAUGUCAUAGUACCUGGCUGGAAAAAUUUUUUUGAACAAGAUUGAAUAUAUUUGGUUUUCACCCAUUAUAUUUGUGAUGUUAUUAACUUAAGACUUUGUUUUUAUUUUGAAUAUAAAUUAGACUCUUAAAAAGUCAAGUCUAGAAGAACUAAUAAGCAGCAGCCUCAUUUGUGUCCCUUUACUAUUCAUCUUUUUGAUUACUAAUCUAUCUUAUUAUUUUAAUCCUUGAGCCUUUUAAAGUCUUUUGCAUUUUUGCUUUGUUUUCUUCAGAGGUUUCUUAUCUUACCUUAAACAUUAUUAAUUUACUUUAUGACCUAAUAGAAAUGGGACUACCAGGAACCUGAGAGGGUAGGAUACCAAAAAAAAAAAAAAGAAAGAAAAAGAAAAAAAGACCACCAAAGUAGAAAAGGACACUGAAGGAGUUUAUAGACUGGACAUAGGGAAUAUGAGCACUGAGAGUAAGACUUGUGUUCUGGGUCAAGUAUAUGCCAUUCCACAAUUUUUUGUUAUUAGAUUUGACUUAAUGUUAUAAAAUACUUUUGUGUGUCAUGGAUUUCUUAACUUCCAAUAUACUACCGUAAAUUUAAGCAGCAGAAUGUAAUGUAAUGUCAAAUAUUGGCAUCUAACUUGUAAAUGGUAUUUUUUUUAGGGCCACUCUAAUAAAACAAACCUUUUAUAUCU
This is a messenger RNA of Ictidomys tridecemlineatus (thirteen-lined ground squirrel), 8134 nucleotides long. It is a transcript of the gene Fancm, whose product is annotated as FA complementation group M. Gene Ontology annotation, biological process: interstrand cross-link repair; double-strand break repair via synthesis-dependent strand annealing. Gene Ontology annotation, molecular function: four-way junction DNA binding; nuclease activity; 3'-5' DNA helicase activity. Lineage: Eukaryota; Metazoa; Chordata; Mammalia; Rodentia; Sciuridae. The record is from RefSeq and is a predicted model, not a curated record.